AGAUUUCCAGUUGAUCCCGCAUGAUGGACUGAUUGAUUUACAGCAGUGUCACCGGGUCACAGGAGGGAUGGCAUGCUUCACACAGGCAGCCAAUACCAUUGUCUGGUGUGUGUGUACUAUAUAUACCAGCCGAUGCCUACAUGCUUGCACAAAGCCUUCAGUCCAAAAGCUUUCAACAAAGAGAGCACCUAACAGUGCAAAACAGGGGUUUAUGCCUCAACUAUAGUUUUUCAGGGAUGUCUCUGACUCUACGUCUCUGAUACAAAACAGACUGCUCUCUCUCAAAGGUUCAACAAUGGCUGAUGAUGAUAAUGCUCCCAUGCCAAUGGCUCCAAAGGUCGAACACACCAAGGGAAAGCCCAAGUCCAAGAUCUCAUCCUCCCGCAAGGUGUCACUGAAGAUCCUCCUAUUGUCACGUGCAUUAGAGGAGCUGGAGGCAGAGAAACAAGCCAGAGAGGAGGAGAAGGUUCGCUACCUGGGGGAGCAGCUCCCGCCCCUGCAGGUGUCUGGCCUGUCCUUGGAGGAGCUGCAGAAACUGUGUAAGCAGCUCCAUACCAGGAUUGACCAAGUGGAUGAGGAGCGCUAUGACUGUGAGGCCAAGGUCUACAAGAACGGCAAAGACAUCCACGAGUUGAAGCUGAAGGUGAUGGACAUGGGGGGUAAGUUUAAGAAGCCAGCUCUGAGGAAGGUCAGAGUAUCAGCAGAAGAGAUGAUGAGAGCACUGCUGGGCACCAAACACAAAGAACAUAUGGACCUCAGAUCCAACCUCAAGUCUGUUAAGAAAGAGGACAUCAAACAGGAGAAGGAGGGCAACCUGGAAGUGGGAGACUGGAGGAAGAACGUGGAGGCCAUGUCUGGCAUGGAGGGCAGGAAGAAGAUGUUCGAUGCUGGCGGUGGCCAAUAAGGUGGUUCCUCACCACAUGGGGGUGGGGACACAGACUUCCAUGACACUGAGGGAUAAAAAAAAAUGUUGUAAAGAGAAGAGAGAGAG
Molecule: messenger RNA, 991 nt
Organism: Oncorhynchus tshawytscha (Chinook salmon)
Lineage: Eukaryota; Metazoa; Chordata; Actinopteri; Salmoniformes; Salmonidae
Gene: tnni1c
Product: troponin I, skeletal, slow c
Exons: 10
Coding region: 296-904 (202 amino acids)
Biological process (GO): muscle contraction
Cellular component (GO): troponin complex
Source: RefSeq, a predicted model, not a curated record